AUGUUGGUAGCAUCUCCGGUGGAAGAAAACGGUGAAAUGGAAGAAACAGGACAGAAAUUUGGGGCUUUUCCGUUCAAACCCUACUCCAUUCAGAUUGAUUUUAUGAAUGCUCUCUAUGAUUCUCUUGACAAAGGAGGAAUCGCAAUGCUCGAAAGCCCUACUGGGACAGGAAAAACCCUAAGUAUAAUAUGUAGCGCUCUGCAAUGGCUUGUCGAUCGAAAGCAACGCAAAAAUAAUGACAAUUCAGUCGAUACGCAUCUUAAUGGAACAACUGGAGAUCAUUCUGGGCCAGAUGAUGAACCUGAUUGGAUAAAGAAUAUAAAGGCGGAAAGCCCCAAGAAGAAGGUUAAGCUAAAGAAAAGACACGGAUUUAGAAGUAAAAAAAGCGAUAAAACUGGACUUGAGGAGAGUUUCAACGAUUUAUUUAAUCAUUUUAGAGAGAUCGAAGCUGAUUACAAUGUAUAUGGUAGAGAACACAAUAAAUCGAUAGUGAAAAGUGAUGGAGAGAAGCUAGAUGAUAAAGAGUUCUUGGUAGAAGAAUACGAAAGUGAAGAUGAGAAGAGUGCGCUAUCAAAGAGAAAAAAUGGAGCUUGUUGUGGCUCAUCUUCGAGUGACAGUGAAAAAGAAGGCAAUGAAUCAAGCGAUGAAGAGGAAGAAGCUGAUUUUAAGAUCUAUUUUUGUAGCAGAACUCAUUCACAGCUCUCGCAAUUUGUAAAAGAAUUGAGGAAAACCGCUUUUGCUAGUGACCUAAAGGUUGCAUGCUUGGGCUCCAGGAAGAACUUCUGCAUAAAUGAAGAAGUGUUGAAGCUUGGGAAUUCCACCUUGAUUAACGAACGAUGUUUGGAUCUUCAGAAGAAUAAGAAAACCCUAGUGUCUAGAAAGAAGGAAGUUGGGGGAAAAGUACGCAAGACAAAGGCCUCAAGUGGAUGCCCAAUGCUUAGCAAACAUAAGCUACAAAAGCAGUUCAAAAACAAGAUGAAUGAUCAAGGACCCUUAGACAUUGAAGAUCUUGUUCGCCUUGGGGGCAAUUUAGGAACUUGUCCUUAUUAUGGUUCCAGAAGCAUGGUUCCUUCAGCAGAUCUUGUUGUUCUUCCUUAUCAAUCUCUUCUCUCUAAAUCUUCACGUGAAUCACUUGGAUUAAGCUUGAAGAACAGUGUCGUUAUUAUAGAUGAAGCUCACAAUCUUGCUGACUCUCUCAUCAGCAUGUAUGACUCCAAAAUCACUUUGUCCCAGUUGGAACGUGUUAAUUCAAGUUUAGAGGGCUAUUUUGAACGAUUUCGCAAUCUUUUAGGACCAGGGAAUCGAAGACACAUUCAAACAUUAAUGAUUCUCACUCGUGCUUUUAUCCAAACUUUAUGCAACAAAGAUGACACCAAUUUUGUUGAUUCUUCCAUUCUAGAAGAGCUUCCUAAUGGAUCUGAAUGCUCUUUGCGCGUUAACGAAUUUGUGUUUUCUCUCAACAUUGACAACAUAAACUUAGUCAAACUUCUUCAAUAUAUCAAAGACAGCAACAUGAUUCACAAGGUCAGUGGGUAUGGAGAUAGGAUAAUUAGCUUACAAAAUGACAAUAUUGCCCUCCUUGAGGGUAGCAUUUUAUCAAGCUUUCGCGCAUUAGCUGGAUUAUUACUCUCAUUGACAAAUCAUGAUAGUGAUGGGAGGAUAAUACUCUCAAGGAAAAAACCAAAAGACUCUGGACAACAAGGAGGAUAUUUAAAAUACGUUAUGCUAACUGGGGAGAAGAUCUUUCAUGAGAUUGUUGAUGAAGCCCAUGCGUGUGUAUUAGCUGGCGGGACCCUCCAACCUAUAGAAGAAACACGCGCAAGACUCUUUCCAUGGCUACCGCCACAUCAGCUUAAUUUUUUCUCUUGUGGUCAUAUAAUCCCACCCGACAAUAUUUUACCCAUAUCCGUUUCACACGGGCCCACGGGUCAACCCAUGGACUUCAGCUAUAAUUCUAGAAGUACAUCAACCAUGGUUGGGGAGCUAGGGCUACUAAUUUGUAAUCUGGUGAGUGUGAUUCCACAAGGUAUUGUGGUCUUCUUUUCUUCGUUUGACUAUGAAGAAUGUGUGUACACGUCAUGGGAAGCUUCCGGAAUCCUAGGAAGAAUAAUGAAAAAGAAACGGGUGUUUAGAGAGCCAAGAAAAAGCAUGGAAGUUGAAAAUGUGUUGAAAGAAUACAAGGAAUCGGUUGAAAAUGGUGCUGUGUUUUUUGCGGUUGUUGGAGGGAAGAUAUCAGAAGGGAUUAAUUUUAGUGAUGGAAUGGGUCGUUGCAUAGUUAUGGUGGGGUUGCCUUACCCUAGUCCUUCUGAUAUUGAAUUAAUGGAAAGAGUAAAAUAUAUCGAUUCUCUUGAAGACAUGACAAAAAAAGAUUAUAAUUUUACUCGCUUUAAUGGUGAUGCUCAAGCUGGAUUCGAGAUUUUGAGAAGUUGUAAGAAUAGAGGAAGAGAGUAUUAUGAAAAUCUUUGCAUGAAAGCUGUAAAUCAAUCCAUAGGAAGAGCAAUUAGGCAUAUUAAUGAUUAUGCAGCGAUUUUAUUAGUGGACACGCGAUAUACAACGGAUUCUAUAAAAAAGAAUUUGUCACAUCCAACAAACAAGCUUCCAAAUUGGAUUAAAGAUCGUCUCAAUUGCAACAGAAAGAAUUAUGGGGAAGUACACAGAUUGCUUCAUCAAUUCUUCAAAUUUCACAAAAAAUUAUGA
Lactuca virosa is the source of this 2697-nucleotide messenger RNA. The record is from the annotation of a GenBank genome assembly. Lineage: Eukaryota; Viridiplantae; Streptophyta; Magnoliopsida; Asterales; Asteraceae.